GGGAGCAGCGUGUGGCAACCACUAUGAGCCAGUUGGCUUCAGCUUCGGCUGAGGAGAUGCACGUCUCACCAAGUCUACAGAAGAGUCCUGCCCUAAGUGAGGCGGUGGGCAUGCUGCGCUCUGUACCUCGGCUUGGCCCUAGUCAUAAACUACGUGUACUGGUUCAUAUCACACGGCUGGUCUGUACAGAACCUAUUGCAAGUGAAGAUGAUCACCAUAGGAAGCUGAUGGGAGCUGACGACCUCAUCCCUGCAUUGAUUUAUGUCUUAGUGCAGUCAAAGAUACCACAGCUGUAUUCAGAGUACCUUGCACUUGAGCAAAUACUAGAUUCUAGGUACAUGCUUGGAGAAGAAGGGUACUGCUUAGCAUCAGUCCUGAUGGCCUUCAAAUACCUGGAAUCACUACCAUGAACCUGACGACCAAGCUUUUAAUUUUUUUAAA
Molecule: messenger RNA, 441 nt
Organism: Rhipicephalus sanguineus (brown dog tick)
Lineage: Eukaryota; Metazoa; Arthropoda; Arachnida; Ixodida; Ixodidae
Product: VPS9 domain-containing protein 1
Biological process (GO): vesicle-mediated transport
Cellular component (GO): endocytic vesicle; cytosol
Molecular function (GO): guanyl-nucleotide exchange factor activity; small GTPase binding
Source: RefSeq, a predicted model, not a curated record